This is a messenger RNA of Phytophthora sojae, 1632 nucleotides long. RefSeq lists its product as hypothetical. The annotation marks the transcript as partial. NCBI's taxonomy places the organism in Eukaryota, Oomycota, Peronosporomycetes, Peronosporales, Peronosporaceae. The record is from RefSeq and is a predicted model, not a curated record. The transcript has a single exon.
AUGCCAGGGCUGGCGUUCCUGAGAAUCCCCGAGGACGACGACUCCAUCGCAAUUCUGGUCCGCACGCUGUUCCAGACGUGGCGGGCAUGUCUGCCUCCCGAUGCUACAACGGAUUGCUGGAAGGUCUUUGCAGGUCGAGAAGCGUACAGCGACGACAACCCGCCGCUCAGACUGUCGGAUCGAGUGGGGGGUAUGGGGGCAAGUGACGACGACCUGCUCUUCAUCGAAGUGCCGACAGACCACAUCGUGUCGUUGCUGCUAAAGGGGGAGCAAGUCAAGCAUCUGCUGGAGUCGCUCAAGUGGAAGGAGCCGGAGCGACUUUGCCGUUCGACUAGGAGAAAUUGGCCGUAUCAAGGAGCGUCUGAGAUCGCGAAGAAGCUCAAGCGUUCUCUGGUCAACAACUAUAAGGCCUGGAAAGAGAACAACCACGACGGACACUGCCGAGCGUUGAACGUCAUCCUGAGCGGGGCUGGGACGGGCAAGUCGAGAAUGUUGGACAACAUGAAAAGUUUGUUGUGUGGGGCUGCUAAACUGUCGAAAGACGAAGAUUUGAUGGCGAGAAUGGAGAGUGCGUACGUGUUUCGAAUCACGUUCGCAGAUGGCCCUGAACAAGAUUCCCAAUUAAUUGACGACAUCUACGGUGAUCUGGACAUCAGCUACCGAAUGAUCUAUCAGCUCUACAAGCACAAAAGGGAAGUAGCGUGGCCUUUGUUUGUGUCGAAGUUGAAAGGGGUUUACUCCAAAACCGUCUUUUUCAUCGAAGAGGUGCUAGUCUUAUUGGCCAAGCUGGAGCAAAUCGACAAGCUUCAGGACAUGACGGUGCUGCUGUGCGUGGAUGGCCUCGACAGGCUUCACCACGACGGGAUCAAGCAGUCCUCGAAAUACCUCCGUGUAAUGAACGCGAUCAUCAGCUUCCUGAACGCUUCGAAAGCAUUCGUCGUCUGUGCGUGUGCCUCAAGGCUCGCCAGUCCUUUUCAUGAAGUGCAGAUGGUCUUCCGACAGCGGUGCACGUAUUUGGUUCCUCCAACGCUAAACGGCGACGAAAUCCUGUCGCCACGUACCCGGAUAGAGCAGAUUUUGGUGGAAGAUAUGGGUGGUCACGGUCGGGCGCUCGAAGCGUUGGACGCUGCGUUACGUAGUUUCCGAGACGAAGGUACAGCGACGCCCAGCCCAAUGGACAUUAUCAAACGCGUGUGUGAAAGGCUGCAAGUCGAGUAUGCUGACCUGUUUAAGUCGCCCUUACUGACCAGCCGCACCAUUUGCCAAGAAGUGGUCGCUGCGAUUCUUUAUCGACAACAAUUGAUUUUUUCCGAGUCUAUUGGCGAAAAGGGCAUGACAGUGGACGAGCUUCUCGGCGUUGGCUUCUUCCGUUUGAGUCGAGAAACCCAUGGCCACUUGUCAUGCGCGUUCAUUCUCCUUGAGCUCUUGAUGUCGAAGCUUGGGAAGACCGGCGAUAUGAUGGAAUACCUCACACGUUCGGUGCUCGGGUGGCAGGAUUUCACGCACUUCGUCGCCUCGUACCGUGUCAAAAAAUCCACGGUAUUUAAUGCUGGUCCGAUUUCGCUGGCUGCAUUCCACGCUGGCGCUCGAUUUGGACCCAUCGACGGCAUUUGCGUCAAGGAAGCACGGUCA